AACAAUACCCCUUGCCUCCCCUUUGGGGGCGGGGUGAUAAAAACCAGUGUUUCCUGUUCCGUCCCCGUGGACCGUGACCCCCCAACAGCUGAGUCCAUUUACAGUGAUCAUCACACUGAAGGUAAGUGGGCUCAGGUGCGCACGGACAGGGACGCGCGUGUGUCCACGGGGACUCGGAACAAGUUCGGCGUCCGUACAUGCAUGUGGCUUAGUUGAGAAUACUCGGAGGACUUUUUAUUUGGGUGCUUUUUGUAUAGGUUUUAAUGCUGUGUGAUCCACCCAGGACAGAGGAGGCGUGAACAUGCACCUAGGGGGAGCUCCCAGUGUGUUUAGUCCAGUUGAGUCCACGCAGAGCUGAGCCCCAGGCCACACCACUGAGCUGCUGCUGCUGCACACAAACACACUGCUGCUCAAGACAAAGGUUUUAUUCUAUCCACUAUGGACUGUAUGCUGGAUAAUCUUGCAAAAACUGAGUUCAUAAGCAUUUGUGUUCACAAUCCCAGGGUUCAUAAAGAGGACCUCUGGCACACACAUGUUGACUACGAGAUAUGUUUACAUACCAACAGCAUGUGCUUUCGAAAGAAGAUCUCAUCUGUGAGACGACGUUACAGUGAGUUUGUUUGGCUGCGACACUGCCUGGAGCAGAAUGCGCUGAUCAUAGAGUUGCCAAAGUUGCCCCCUUGGAACCCAUUCUUUAGCCUGAGGAACACAGAGCUGGUUAUCCAGAGGAUGAAGGGCCUGCAGAGGUUUUUAGAAAUUGUGGUGCAUACGCCCCUGUUGUUGUCGGACAGUCGGCUCCAUCUGUUUCUCCAGUCAGACCUCAGUAUCGCAAAGAUAGAAAAGUGCGCUUGGGGGAAGACUAAGUACACAGUGGCCGAGGCAAUUCAGCGAUCCAACAACAGCUGCAUCAAUAGAUUCGAGGACAAGGCCUCCUGUGACUCUGACUGUGAAAGCAGCUCUUCCUCAUCUGUUUUGGGGCUGAGCGUGGACACAUUAAGAGGAAGUCCCCUGCCAUUUUUGGACUGCUCCGACAGCCACUCAGACCUAAGCAGUUGUCUUUCUGAGUUUCCCACCCAAGAGCAACUUGGCGUGCAUUAAUGUAUAACAUUUACGCAUAAUUUGGACAAGGUUCAUCAGUGUCUCAGACGUGUUUAACUCCAUGGAGCUUUUGUAUUUCUUGAGACCAAAGAGGUUUCUUUUACUACUUGAGGAUUCCAGUAUUCCCCUUAGACUGUGUCUUUUUAAUAUGCUCCAGUUGUCUCAGAGAAAUUAGUUUAGUCAUUUAAGUCUGUACUGAAAAAAUAUUUUUCAUGUUUUAAAAGAUGUAUUGUAACUUUAUAAUGGUGAAUUCUUAAAGCCCUCGAAUAUAUAUAUUUUUAUCUGGAUUGAAUGUACUGAGGCUGGCAAAGAAUGCUUUUGAAUCUAAGAUGUUUCCUGUUUUUUUUUUAGAAAAUAUUUGAUUUUAUGAGUUGACUAAAUAAAUUGUCUUUUUUUGAA
Messenger RNA from Sphaeramia orbicularis (orbiculate cardinalfish), 1497 nucleotides. RefSeq names its product sorting nexin 10a (gene snx10a). The coding region runs from base 439 to 1098 and encodes 219 amino acids. Gene Ontology annotation, biological process: cilium assembly; vesicle organization; intracellular protein transport. Gene Ontology annotation, molecular function: phosphatidylinositol phosphate binding. The transcript is spliced from 7 exons. The record is from RefSeq and is a predicted model, not a curated record. Lineage: Eukaryota; Metazoa; Chordata; Actinopteri; Kurtiformes; Apogonidae. Gene Ontology annotation, cellular component: endosome.